Molecule: messenger RNA, 192 nt
Organism: Drechmeria coniospora
Lineage: Eukaryota; Fungi; Ascomycota; Sordariomycetes; Hypocreales; Ophiocordycipitaceae
Exons: 1
Coding region: 1-192 (63 amino acids)
Source: RefSeq, a predicted model, not a curated record
AUGGUGGGUGAAGGCACCAUGGUGGAAGAAGGUACCAUGGUGGGAGAAGGCACCAUCAUGGGAGAAGGCACCAUCAUGGGAGAAGGCACCAUGGUGGGAGAAGGCACCAUGGUGGGAGAAGGUGCCGUGCGUGCAAGAGCUUACUUGGAAGGGCACCUGCCGCCACAGACCACCAGCAGCACAAUGGAAUAG